GCAGGCAGAACCUUGGGCAGAGUGAGGAGAAGCUUAGAGGGGUGGGUGACACCCUGGGAGCCCCGCGCCUGAUGCAGAAGAUACCCAGAGUCUCAGAGAAGCAAGGAGGGGAGCUGUGGGCCCCCUGGAGGACUUGAGGGGAUGCGGACAGAGGGGGAACCCAAGAUGAGAGGAUAGCCCUGGAAAGGAAGGGAGGGCAGUGAGGCUCCUCGAGACCCCAGCCAGCUACUCCUGCUCUUCACCGGUCUCCCAGCCUGAGGUGCUGCAUGAGGGGCCGCAGGGGCGAUCGCAUGACUAUCAAUAUUCAGGAGCACAUGGCCAUCAACGUGUGCCCUGGACCCAUCAGGCCCAUCCGCCAGAUCUCCGACUACUUCCCUCGCAGGGGGCCAGGGCCAGAGGGUGGCGGAGGCGGGGGCAGGGGCUGCGGGGAAGCCCCAGCUCAUCUGGCCCCUCUGGCUCUGGCUCCGCCUGCCGCUCUCCUUGGGGCCACCACACCAGACGAUGGAGCUGAGGUAGACAGCUACGACUCGGAUGAUACCACUGCCCUGGGUACGCUGGAAUUUGACCUUUUGUACGAUCAGGCUUCCUGUAUGCUGCACUGUAGAAUCCUCAGGGCCAAGGGCCUCAAGCCCAUGGACUUCAAUGGCCUCGCUGACCCCUAUGUAAAGCUGCACCUCCUGCCGGGAGCCUGCAAGGCCAAUAAGCUAAAAACUAAGACUCAGAGGAACACACUGAACCCUGUGUGGAACGAGGAGCUGACGUACAGCGGAAUCACGGAUGAUGACAUCACCCACAAGGUGCUCAGGAUCUCUGUCUGUGACGAGGACAAGCUGAGCCACAAUGAGUUUAUUGGGGAGAUUCGAGUGCCCCUCCGCCGCCUCAAGCCUUCACAGAAGAAGCAUUUUAACAUCUGUCUUGAGCGCCAGGUCCCGCUUCCUUCACCUUCUUCAAUGUCUGCGGCGCUGAGAGGCAUUUCCUGUUACCUGAAGGAGCUAGAGCAGGCCGAGCAGGGACCUGGGCUGCUGGAAGAGCGCGGGCGCAUCCUGCUGAGCCUCAGCUACAGCUCCAGGCGGCACGGGCUGCUGGUGGGCAUUGUUCGCUGUGCCCACCUGGCUGCCAUGGAUGUUAACGGCUACUCUGACCCUUAUGUGAAGACGUACUUGAGACCAGAUGUGGAUAAGAAAUCUAAGCAUAAAACGUGUGUAAAGAAGAAGACACUAAACCCGGAAUUUAAUGAGGAAUUCUUCUAUGAGAUGGAACUCUCCACUCUGGCCACCAAGACGCUGGAAGUCACAGUCUGGGACUAUGACAUUGGUAAAUCCAAUGACUUCAUAGGUGGUGUGUCUCUGGGGCCCGGAGCCCGGGGAGAGGCGCAGAAACACUGGAGUGACUGUCUACACCAGCCGGACACAGCCCUAGAGCGCUGGCACACCCUGACCAGCGAGCUGCCUCCAGCAGCAGGGGCUUUCCCUUUGGCCUGAGCAGACAGCAGUUGCCCAGCACAGGCCCUUUGGGCCGGGUCCAGUACCCAACCUUCGCACGAGUGUGUUGCACGUUUACAUGGGGUGGGAUGCCCCCUGCCCCACACUACCUGUCUUAUUUUUGUGAGUCUCUGUGGCUGUGGGUCUGUCUUCUUGUGAGGGACUGUGGAGAGCUAUAUUCACAUAUGCAAACUUUCUCCUGCCU
This is a messenger RNA of Acomys russatus (golden spiny mouse), 1686 nucleotides long. RefSeq names its product double C2 domain alpha (gene Doc2a). The transcript is spliced from 11 exons. The coding region runs from base 267 to 1481 and encodes 404 amino acids. Lineage: Eukaryota; Metazoa; Chordata; Mammalia; Rodentia; Muridae. Gene Ontology annotation, cellular component: membrane. The record is from RefSeq and is a predicted model, not a curated record.